AACCGAAUGGCCGACGACGUCAAGGUAGUAGCGGCGGCGCCUAGCCAUGAAUCCGACUCUGACGGCGACAGCGCCGUUGACAAAACUCGCCGUACAGAUGCAGGCCAACCACCACCAAACGUUGUCCAAACGGUGAUCUUUCAACUGCCGCCACCCAUCGACACAGCCGCAAGAAGGCGUCGGAAGCUGAAACGUACGCGUUUGCAGGUGCAGCGGAUUAUGGGCUGGUACCCUUCCGACGCGAUUCACGAGAUGAUGCAACUGGAUCAGUCUGCAAUUGACGCUGCUGCACGUGAACGAGCAGCACGCAAAGUGAACGACGUCGUCGAGCUUCAGCGCGCGCUCCAACCGCGGAAACGAAAACCCGACAACGUCGAUGGCGGCACAUCCCAACUCUCGCCACGUCACAUCCCCUCUACACCACCAGCGUCGUUGCCGACUCCUUCGAGUUGCAUCACACCGCCGUAUGGCAACGUCUCCCCGGCCGUCGAGGAUGACGUCGCUUUACAAGCUCUCGCAGCGGAAACCGCUGCCCUCGAGGAAAGCCUCGCACGCUUGGAGCAACGCGACAUCACGUCAAGCACGUCCACCAUCGAGUACACGCUCCACAGCGCCACCCCCAGCGACUUCAAUUUCGCCCCCAUGUCAACGCAUCGGCAGCAACUGUCUGGACUUCUCACCAGUUCCUCCACGUCGUCCCAUGACGUGCGGAGCCAUUGUCGAGACCGCCAGAUCUCGACUCAACGUGUUUUGUCCAACAACCUGCGCGAUCUCUAUCUUCAAGUCGCCGCAGUUCCCGUUAACGACGACGGCUACGCCGACCGACGCGAGCGGGACACGUUCCUCGAAGGCCACCGCCAUCAGGUGCGAGCCCGCGCAAGUACCAUCCGCAUCCAAACGGUGUGGCGCAUGCACCGCUUCCGCGCCAUCUACCUCCGCUGGAUAGCCACGAAGCGGCGGAAACAGCGCCGCGUCUUUCGAGCGUGGGUGCUCUUGCAUGCGAUUGACCAAACUGUCCGGGCGAGGCUGUGUCGACGCGCGUUCACCGAGUGGGCGGAAGAAGUCGAGUGCAAUAUCAAGCUGCGCUCCAUCGAACUCAAGCUCCUCCAACACUCGUCCACGUUGUACAAGUUGCCUACCAUCGUGAAGAACCUCUUCGUGACCAACUCGCGUGGCGACGAGUGGCUAAACGGCCCCCAGUCCCUGGAGCGGCGCGCGCGAGCGGUGUCGACGCGGACCGUUCUGUUUGUCGACCAAGCGUUUGCGGCUGUGGAGGAUCGAUCCGGCGACCGGAGUUGCAAUCGCAUCUACGAGCUUCGCAUUGAGAUGGAGCACGCGCGGCAGGCGGUCGCGCGCAAGUUUGUCCAGACCACGUUCUUGAAGUGGAAAGCCAUGCACGAGGCGCACUCGCGCGUCGCAGUCAAUGCCGAGAUGUGCCUCCGGCGCGCGUUCCGGUUGGCAUUCUUGAAGCGGCCAGCGUGGGUCGGUGAGCGCGUGCUCGUCGCGUUCCAGAUGUGGCACCGCUACAGCGUGUUCAAGUGGCACAAGCGACGCUGUUUGGACGUCCCGAUCUUUUCGUCACCGCUCGCGCAGUGGGAUCAGUGGCUCAAGGCAUAUCGGGACGAGCAAAUUCGCAUCCUGGAAGCCCAAGCCAAAGGGCCGUUGGCUUGGAUGCGGCGGUAUUUUCACUUCCUGGCUCGGUUUUGGCACCAGCGACGGGCGAAGAAGCGGGCCAACGUCAAAGCAAAGUUGCACUAUCAACGGCACAUGUUGGCCGAGCUCUUUGCGACCUGGCACGGCGAUACAGUGGCCAACUUGGAAACCCGCAGCCGUCUCAAGCAGGUUUUUCACGCAUGGCGAUUCUACGCGCUGCAGAAGCAGCAUUGCCGUCCGCAAAAACGCCGCGUCGGCAUCAAGACCAAGCAACGGCAAUCCGCGCGGGCGUGGGAAGCCUGGAAGGAAGUGGUGGCCCGGCACGAAAUGACGGAGCUCGACCGUCUCUCCAAACUCCUUCAGCCGCAAGUGUACCCAAGAAUGUGCCAGGUGCUGUUCUACUGGGCCCACGUCGCAUCCCAGCGUGCCAAGCAUCACGUGUUUCAGCGGUGGAAAGCGUCCCUGCUUCAGCGAAAGAACUUUGCCAAGCUCUGGUGCACAUCCACGCAGUUGUAUGCGCAGGCGCUCGUGCGCACGACGUUCGCAGCUCUUCGGACUACCGUGUCGCGGUCCGCCGCGACAUCUCCGCCAUCAACUCUUCAACUCGCUCCCGACCCCGACGCGACACUGGACGCACUCGAACGAGCUUUUCCGUACAUGCACAGCUGUGAAACCCGGAUGGAUGUCGAACCAUACUCGCUGUACUCGUUCCACACGGCCGUGCGCGAUGGCCACGUCGCUGCCAUGGAAGCCAUGAUGCAGCACGACCCGUCCCUCGUGUGCGGCCGCGAGCCCGUCUUCGGCAACACGGCGCUCCACGUGGCUAUUCACCGCAGCGACAAGCACCUCGGGUGGUUUCACCAGCGCGAAGUCUUGAGCUCGUUGUUGGCCCACGGCGCGUCAGCAUUUGCCGUCAACCACCGCGGCCAAAGCGCGCUCAUGGCAACGGCCGAUCUCCACAUGCGGCACUACUUGCAAUCGAACGGGUACGGCUUCAAUGCGACCAACUCUCCUGCACAAAUUCGCUUGCACGGCGCCAACACAACGCCGAUCUGGCACGCCAUUGCCGUCAUGCUUGUACAAGUCGACACCGACGAACGCAAGCUCGGCCAUGCAUGGCUCGGAACCUGGCACAGCUUUAUGCCGCGCCCGCCCCCGACCGACGAGAAAAAGGCCGACCGCGCCCCGUUUCUAUAUGUGAUGGCCAACAAAUUGCUCCAUCGUCAGCGCGUGCAAGCGGUCCAGGAGCGUGUGCGCGCCAUGGUGUCGUCGAACAGACGCAAUACCCACGCCAUGCUGCUGCACGACCGACGGGUGUAUCCCGACGAGUGCUACUUGGAAUGGGUCGCCGGCAGCGACGGCAUCUCCGCUCUCGACGUCCCUCUGAACACGCCAUCGGACGUCCCGCCGUUCCAUGCGACCCAUUACUUUGGCAAGGACACGUCGCACGUGCUGGAAACCCAUCUCGCGACCGAUUUUGUCCAGCAUUUGGUAGCCAAGCCGGCGCUCGAGCUAAAGGCCGUCGAGGACGAAGUCAAGGCGCUCGACACGAUGGUGCGGGCGACAGAGAACCAGUUGCUCCAACUCGAACGCCAUGGCGCCAAGAAGCUCAAAGAAGUGGCCAUAGACGAGCCCACCACGAAAACGUUUGCAUCGAUCGACGAGGAAAUCAUGCACGUGCAGCAUCACAGAGCAUGGACAGAGCUUCGCAUUGCGGUCAAACUCGCCCACCCCCAGCACCCGCCGCCAGUGUCCUCGGACGAAGCCGCCAUCAUCGCCGCGCUCGAAAACGACCUCCCGACCGAAACCGAAGUCCUCGUCAAGCUCGACGACAUGAUCGUGCACGAGAAAAAGCGCGUUGAAGCGGUCCAGGCCGUCGUCGACGCGUCCCGAACAGAGCUCGAAGCACACCAAGACCAGUAUACGCAGCUGCUCGCGUUGUACUCGGGGGAGACGGCCGACAACAUGUAUUCCCAGCUCGUGACGACCCGGCUCGCUGUCGAUGAGCACAAGGUCGCAUGUGAAGCGGCCGAGAAGAAGCUGCGUAAGCACCAGGCCAAGCUCGAGCAGCUCGACACAGUCCUCAAGCUGUAUUCCGGCCCGAUUGACGAGCAGCGGACGUACACGCAGGAAGAGUACGCAACAUUGAGCGGUCUCUUGCACCUUCAUCAGCACUCGUUCGACGAGCUGGCCGUCGCGCGGUCGACGUUGGAGAGUCGCUUCAAAGCCCUGGACCAAGAAUCAUUGGAACAGCCCGCCCAAGCCAACGCCGAGCGCGCGACCCGCAAGAGCUUUCGCACGGUGGCAAAGCGGCUGCUCGUCCAGCACCAAGUCCUCACACAGAUGCGGCGGAGUUCCAGUGCGUUGCUGGAAUUGAAACAGCACAAGUGGUUCAUUCAUCGGCCGUCGUCGCAAGACACACUCGGAAGGGUGGACGAAACGAGGCAGUCCGCCGACCACCCCGCCGCAUUGACCAAGGUCGCGUCGACCGGCGUCGUCCGCGCGGGGCUGCAGCAGUCCCUCGACCACGACAACGUCGUCGUCGCGCCGUCCCUCGUGCAAGCAUACCGCCGCAGCAUCAUGCUGCUCUUCGACGCGGAGCGACAAAUGGUCGCAAACGCGGUGGAGGCCCAGCGGCGCGCCGAACUCGAGUCCCAGGAAUCGUUUGUCGAAGUGAACCCCGUCACAGGGCAAGUCGACCCGCCGCCGUCGUUGCACGCCUCAAUCCAUGAUGGUCCAGCAUCUCAUGCCGCGACCGCAGAUGACGUGGCCAGGUUGGAUCGCGCGCGGCGACGUGGGACGCUAGCCAUGGAUACCGUCGACAUGCCGGACAAGGCGAAUGACAAGGGCGACAUGCGAGUGAAUCGAACGCGGGAGACCCUUCGGCGCAUUCUUCGGACGAAGGGCAACGACGGCAAGGACAAGGUGGAUCUCGACAGCGCGACGCCGGUCCUUGACGACAACGAUAUGCCAUCGCUUUCGCUGGAUGACAUAGAUGCCAGGAGCAAGCGACAAAUCUACGGGUCCCGGUUUGAAUUUGCCAACUUUACCGUGGCCGCCGACUCGGAUGACUCGUCGAUCGCUGCGCUGCUGCCUGGAAGCUCGCGCAUUCCUCAAAGCGCGCGAGGCGGCCCCAUGGCGCUUUGGAAAGCGGACGGCGCAGUCGCAUCGAUCCCUGCCUCGGCUCUCUCGUUUGUCAACAAGAACGUGCAUGAAACCCACGUGACACAGCCGGCCGCGGUCGGCCCACAACGCACGAGUCCACCGAAGACGGCCGCUCGGACCGACGUGCCGCCGUUGCAACGCGCUUCAUCCACACGAAGUCCUGUGCGCCAUCGCCAUUCGACGGUGGAAGGUAUUCCUGACCGAGACGAGCACCGCCAACGCCGUCGCCUGAGCUGCGCGACACCAGUGCUAUCUCUGUCCAACGACGCUCCUGAAGACGCUCGUCCAGACUUGCCGCAUCUCCAACUCGACGCGGCGAAAAAUGUGACCAUGGCCAUCCCACACCCUUCGUCUCGCACCCGACGCAACCUCACGCCGAGAUCCGAGUUGGUGCAAGUCAUCGAAGUGGCAGAGCCCAAGUCCGAGCCACAGGACAGCCAUGAGCUUCGGCAAGGGUCUCCUCGAGACCCUUCCAAGACAGACACCCCACCCGAUCCUGUAGCCGUCGACAUGGAAGUUGCAGAAAUGUCAAUCCUGCCACCGGCCCAACCGGAGGAGUCGCCCCCGCCACCCAAUUCUGACCUGGACGCCGCGCUCGAUGACGUCGAUGCCUUGUUGGAUAACUUUACGACGUUUUCACAAACGUUGUUGCUGCGGCAAUACGUGGGUACAAGCACAGUCACGUCAGCCGUGCAAGAGUCUCUCGCAUCCAGCUCGACGAUGCCGAGACCACGGGUCGGCCAUCUCCCUUUGAAUGCGACGGCAGUUCCCCUUCGCUCCAUGGACGACAUCCUCCAGCGGGACGAGUCGCUUCGCCAACGACGACUCAAAACCAAGCAAAAAUACCCGAAGCGAACCACGUCAACCAACGCGCUUCCGUCGAUCGCGGACCCGGCGUCGCUAUCCCUCGUCGGCAAGUCCUCAACCCUACGAGCGCCGCAGUCCAUGUCGCGGCUGACCAAGGCGCCGCGCUUCAUUCCCGGCUACUCGGCACACUCGACGAAUCGCGACGUCAUGCCCCUCGACGACAACCAGUCGCUGUCGGCAUCCGAGGAUGAUUGGGGAGGUCGCAUUCCCCUCGUUGAGUUACAAUUAUUCCACGACCCCCCCAAGGUCCCCAAAGCAGUGGCCCCCUGCCUUGCCAACGGCCAGCCCUUGAAACACCACGUGACGAUGCUGGAAGAGCGCCCGUUCCACAAAGCGUUCGACGCCACGCAGGUUUUCGACCACUUGCCACAACAGACGGCGAUGGGGCUCGUGGGAACUCGGCUACAUCGAGACCAGCACGCGCAAUCCAUGCCUGCUCUAUUGCCGCCGCAAGUACAGGCCGCGGGUGUCCAAGGGGGCCGACUCACCACUGAGCAGCGGGGCAUGGUGUGGCACGCAUUUGCAAACAAGCCCAUGGACGAUGCCGUCAAACAAGCGUACGCAGCUAUUUAUCCCCACACGUACCACACCACGGACACUUGUCCAGCCCCCACCUCCACGAAGACACACGAUCAAAGCAAUGCCAACGCCUCGACGUCGACGACGAGUGUGGUCGCUGGGGUCGCGCUGGACCGCUCCGUGGCGCCAGUAGUGCAUCCUGUACCGAGUCCACAGCGUUUCGCCCGAGGACGUGACGUCAAGUCCAAGGACGUGUGCUUCUGGCAAGCUGUCGAAGGGUUCAAGUCGAUUCAAGACAUGCCUACAAAAGGCGCCGCGUUUCAAUUGCCCCCUGCGAAGUUGCGGCGACUGCGUCGCGCGGCAGAAAUCUACGACGAAUUCCUGCGUCACGAUAGCCCCCAAGUGCUUGCUUGGCUGCUGCGCGACCAUCCUGCCACGGUCCAAGCCAUCGAAACGCAGGUCGCGGCGGGCGACGUGGCGGUGAACCGGGUCUUGUUCGACGCGGCCCAGCGCCUUGUAGAAUGCCGCAUGAAGCAGCAACGACGGAAAGAGCACCAACAUGGCACGACAGAGUAACACGCAUCGUUUUCAUGUUGCCCGCGCGUUGUAC
Molecule: messenger RNA, 6814 nt
Organism: Aphanomyces invadans
Lineage: Eukaryota; Oomycota; Saprolegniomycetes; Saprolegniales; Verrucalvaceae
Exons: 14
Coding region: 7-6780 (2257 amino acids)
Molecular function (GO): protein binding
Source: RefSeq, a predicted model, not a curated record